CCUGCAAAUCAGAGACAGACCUUAACUAUCCACGAAGGAUCCAGACGGUUCCCUGCCUCCGUCCUGGUGCCAGAGUUUGUGGCUGGCUUUUUUUUGGCCACGCUGGGCAGGCCACGGAGACCCUAUGCUCAUAGCGGUGCUCGCGCGGGGCAGGUUGGGGCCACGCCGCUCCGCAAGCAGGCCUUAACUAAGGUUAAAAGGCUAAGUCCCGUGUCCCUUCCAGCUCCACUCUUGCAAAGCCCGGGAGCCCGAAGUCAUCCCGCAUUCCUCGGGCUUGGAGGCCCCGGCCCGGGCGCGCGUCCGACACAGCGGAGGUCCCCUAGCGCCCCCUACAGCCACGCGCGGGGUGAGACGGCGCAGGGUCCUGUUCCUCCGCACCACGCCCGGGACCCCACCCAGCGGCGGGCGCCCCGAGACCGCGCGAGCGCCCGCACCUCCCGGCUGCAGAAACGGAUCGUGGGGCCCGGCGGGCGUGCUGCAUCCCAGAUCAACUCAGAUUGCUCCGCCCGCGGCGGCCCGACUUCCCCUCCCUUCCUCUGUCCCUCCCUUCCUCCCUCCCUCCUUCCCUCCCGCCCGCCGGCGCCGGACACGCUGCACUUCUCUUGGGGCGCUCUUCCCCUUGGCCGACCGUCUCAUCCCGCGCAACUUUGGGACAGCGGCCUUUUGGUGUUGAAUGUUCCCCUCCGAGAGCGCAUGGCUGGGGAAGCGAGGUGCUGGCCGGGUCCCCGAGGGGCCGCCGUCCGGGAGGCGGUGUUGCUGCCGCUGCUGCUGCUGUGCCUGGGCGUCCCGACCGGGCGCCCCUACAACGUGGACACCGAGAGCGCGCUGCUCUACCAGGGCCCCCCCAACACCCUGUUCGGUUAUUCGGUGGUGCUGCACAGCCACGGGGCGAACCGAUGGCUCGUAGUGGGGGCGCCCACCGCCAGCUGGCUCGCCAACGCUUCAGUGGUCAAUCCUGGCGCGAUUUACAGAUGCAAGAUCGGAGAGAAUCCAGACCUGACGUGCGAACAGCUCCAGCUGGGUAGCCCUACUGGAGAACCUUGUGGAAAGACUUGUCUGGAAGAAAGAGACAAUCAGUGGUUGGGGGUCACACUUUCCAGACAGCCAGGAGAAAAUGGCUCCAUCGUGGCUUGUGGGCAUAGAUGGAAAAAUAUAUUUUAUAUAAAGAAUGAAAAUAAGCUCCCUACAGGUGUUUGCUAUGGAAUGCCCCCUGAUUUACGAACAGAACUGAGCAAAAGAAUAGCUCCGUGUUAUCAAGAUUAUGUGAGAAAAUUUGGAGAAAAUUUUGCAUCAUGUCAAGCUGGAAUAUCUAGUUUUUACACUGAGGAUUUAAUUGUGAUGGGAGCCCCAGGAUCAUCUUAUUGGACUGGCUCUCUUUUUGUCUACAAUAUAACUACAAAUAAGUACAAGGCUUUUUUAGACAAAGAUAAUGAAGUAAAAUUUGGAAGUUAUUUAGGCUACUCCGUUGGAGCUGGUCAUUUUCGGAGUCCGCAUACUACUGAAGUAGUUGGAGGAGCCCCUCAACAUGAACAGAUUGGUAAAGCAUACAUAUUCAGCAUCGAGGCCAGAGAACUAAACAUCUUACAUGAAAUGAAAGGUAAAAAGCUUGGCUCCUAUUUUGGAGCUUCUGUCUGUGCCGUGGACCUCAACGCAGACGGCUUCUCAGACCUCCUCGUGGGAGCUCCCAUGCAGAGCAUCAUCAGGGAGGAAGGCAGAGUGUUUGUGUAUAUCAACUCUGGCUCAGGAGCAGUAAUGAACGAAAUGGAAACAGAGCUCCUUGGAAGUGACAAAUAUGCUGCAAGAUUUGGGGAAUCUAUUGUUAAUCUUGGAGACCUUGAUAAUGAUGGCUUUGAAGAUGUUGCAAUUGGAGCUCCACAGGAAGAUGGCUUGAGAGGUGCUAUUUAUAUUUACAACGGCCGAGCAGAUGGGGUCUCACCAACGUUCUCACAGAGAAUUGAAGGACUUCAAAUCAGCCAAUCAUUAAGUAUGUUUGGACAGUCUAUAUCUGGACAAAUUGAUGCAGAUAAUAAUGGAUAUGUAGAUGUGGCAGUUGGUGCUUUUCGGUCUGAUUCUGCUGUGCUGCUGAGGACAAGACCCGUAGUGAUUGUUGAAGCUUCUUUAAAACAUCCUGAGUCAGUAAAUAGAACAAAUUUUGACUGUGUUGAAAAUGGAUUGCCUUCUGUGUGCAUGGAUCUAACACUCUGUUUCUCAUACAAGGGCAAAGAGGUUCCAGGUUAUAUUGUUUUGUUCUAUAACAUGAGUCUGGAUGUGAACCGGAAGAUAGAAUCUCCAUCAAGAUUUUACUUUUCUUCUAAUGGAACAUCUGAUGUGAUUACAAGCAGCAUGAAAGUGUCAAGCAAAGUAGCUAACUGCAGAACACAUCAAGCAUUUAUGCGGAAAGAUGUGCGGGACAUCCUCACCCCAAUUCAGAUUGAAGCUGCUUACCACCUUGGGCAUCACGUCAUCAGUAAACGAAGUACAGAGGAAUUCCCCCCACUUCAACCAAUUCUUCAGCAAAAGAAAGAAAAAGACAGAAUUGAAAAAACGAUAAAUUUUGCAAGAUUUUGUGCCCACCAAAAUUGCUCUGCUGACUUACAGGUUUCUGGGAGAAUUGGAUUUUUUAAGCCACAUGAAAAUAAGACCUAUCUUGCUGUUGGAAGUAUGAAGACCUUGAUGUUGAACGUGUCCUUGUUUAAUGCUGGAGAUGAUGCGUACGAAACGACUCUGCACAUCAGACUCCCCUCCGGUCUUUACUUCGUUAAGAUUUUAGAUCUGGAAGAGAAACAAAUAAACUGUGAAGUAACAGACAGUGCUGGCUUAGUAAAGCUCGACUGCAGUGUUGGAUAUAUAUAUGUAGAUCACCUAUCAAGGAUAGAUAUUAGCUUUCUCUUGGAUGGGAGCUCACUCAGCAGAGCAGAAGAGGAUCUCAACAUCACAGUGCACGCCACCUGUGCAAAUGAAGGAGAAAUGGACAAUCUGAAGCGUAACAAAGUGACUUUAGCAAUACCUCUCAAGUAUGAAGUCAUGCUAUCUGUUCAUGGGUUUGUAAACCCAACUUCAUUUGUGUAUGGACCAAAGGAAGAAAAUGAGCCUGAAACAUGCAUGUCAGAGAAAAUGAACUUCACUUUUCAUACUACUGCUGGAGAUUGCCAUUUUAAAAGUUAUCAAAGAAAGUGUGCAUCAGAGCAGGAUAAAGGUCCACUGGAGACCCUGAAAGACAUUUUCAGAUUCUUGUCAAAGACUGAUAAGAAGCUAUUGUUCUGCAUAAAAGCUGAUCCAUACUGUUUAAGUCUUUUAUGUAAUUUUGGGAAUAUGGAAAGUGGAAAAGAAGCCAGUGUUCACAUGCAGUUGGAAGGCCGCCCAUCUCUUUCAGAAAUGGAUGAGACUUCAGCGCUCACAUUUGAGAUAAGAGCAACGGCUUUUCCAGAGCCUAAUCCAAAAGUUAUUGAACUAAACAAGGAUGAAAAUGUUGCACAUGUUUUCCUUGAAGGACUACAUCAUCAAAGACCCAAACGUCAUUUCACAAUAGCAAUUAUUUCAAGUAGCUUGCUACUUGGCCUUAUUUUACUUUUAUUGAUUUCGUAUGUUAUGUGGAAGGUUGGUUUCUUUAAAAGACAGUACAAAUCUAUCCUACAAGAAGAAAACAGAAGAGACAGUUGGAGUUACGUUAACAGCAAAAGCAAUGAUGAUGAUUGAAGACAUCUUUCAAAUUGAGAGGACAACGGACUCAGGUUAACCAAAGAAACUUAAGAUGUUGUUUACAACACUGACUUCUUCUAUGUACUUCUUUUACUCAUGACCUUGUGACAUAUUGGGUCUCCAUGCAAAUGAAAAAUCUACGCAAUGAUUACUCUUCGAGAGGAAAAUAACUGCAAAGGGAAUAUUUAAUAUAUCCAAAGAGAAUCUUUCAGCUCUUAAACGGAUAGAAAAACACUAAAGCAUUCAAUUUAUUCAAGGUAAGUAAUCCCUCGAAGAUAUUGCAUCUGAAUUCAAUCAUAUUGAAGAAGUAAACAACUCAUUUGGAGAAGUCUUGGACUUGAAAUAGCAUUCCUUUAAAAGAAAUUAUUUACCAUAUGUGCUUGCUUCAGUAAAAUAAAUUCCAUGGAUAGGUAAUGAUUCAUUUCUAAUAGAUCUUUGAGACUUGUUUGAAAAAUCCUGCUCAAUAUCUUCAGAGAACAUACUUCCAAGAGCUGUUCCUAAAUUUUUGAAUGGAUACAAGAAGACCACUAAUGUUUUAAAGUGGAUUUUAUCUUUAAACACUUUUAUUUGUAAUACCUUCAUGAUGGGCUCUAGGAGGAUUAUGAUCCUGAUGAGCAAACUUCAGAAUGAACUUAUACACUGGUUUGAGCUUAAUAAGAUGACUUCUGAAUAAUUGUUUAUACAGCUAUGUUUUUUUUUCUUUCUGUAUAUAUACAUAAUGUUUUAAAAGAAUAUAUGUUUAUAGAGGUAUAAAUCUGCUAGUCAUCUUAGAACACAUUUUUAUUAAGGGUACCCAGGAGUAAAUUUCUAAAAUCCAUUUUCAGUGAAAUUUUUUUGCUUAUGAAAACAAUACUUAAAAAUUCUAAUUUAUAUUCUGAAACAUUGUGAAUGUUGCACUUUAGCUGAUAUUUCAAAUAUUAAUACACUGAUAUAUGUAAAAUAUGGAAACUGUACCUCACUAAUGACUCUUAAAACCAAAACUCUACAAAGAGCCUGAUUAGAGGCCAGUAUUUCGUAUAAAUUAGAUACUGAGUAAAAUAUUGACUAUCAAAUUAAGCAAAUGCACCUCCUUGUUUAGAUGUUACUCUUUCUCUUCAAAUCUAUGUAUUAAAUGUGUUUUUAUCAGGUCUAUAAGAGCAUUCUCUUCAUGGAACUAGAGAAACAAAAUUUAGAAAUCUAACUUUACCGAUUUUGCUUGUUUUCGGUGAAUAAAAUGUGCCAUCAAAAUUUCCAUCAUAGAGGUUUUAGUGACGAGUGAAAUAUUGCCUUUUCAUUUGCAGAUAUAUUUUUUGUAAUAGUUAUUCAUGCAUAUGACCUAGAUUCUGAUAGCUGCAGAUUAUAAUUUCAUCUGAAUUUAUUUAUUCUGUCUUUAUACCCUCUGUAUAAGGAAGCUGUAGGCAAUUUUGAAAAUCUUAUUGGAAGUGAUCAGAUAGUAAGACUUCCCUCUAAUUUAGCUAUUAGGGAAAAUAUCUCCUUAGCGGAAGCCCUGCCACCAGCUGUCUCUCUCAGCUGAAAUUUCUAGAAGUUACCUCUUCACAAGCCCUCAGUAUAUAAUUGCUGGCCCCAGAACAAGGUUGUGAAAGUGACUGGGUUUCACUCCUCGAAUGCUGAGAGCAGGAAACCUCCUGAACUCACUGUCUACUGGUAGUAAUUAAGCUUUCAAAACAACCCUUUAUUUAAGCAAAAGAUCUGUUUUUUCAUUACCUAAAAAACAAAGUAAGUCUUUCAGGAGAACCUCUGGGAUCAGUGGUGGAGGAUGAUCCCUGAGGCAAUUGAAAUUUGGCUCUUUUCUGAAAUGAUAGCAUUUUCGGUAUUACUGAGUACAUUGAAACCAAUGUGUUAUAAUUGUUGGCUAGCAGGACUUUCAGAAGCACAAAGAAUGCAUCUCCCAGACCGUGUGAUAUUUUGUGUAAUUUAAAAUUUGCUAUAAAUUUCAUCUGUGUUACAAAUUUUAAAACACUUUAAAGAAAAUCAACAGUUUUCAACUUCUAGGGAAUAGUCACAAAAUUGGUACCAUAACAAUUUCUUUCCCUUUUUGGCAAAUAAUGUAGAUGUUGGAAAGAUUUGAAAUCUAGAUUAGUACCUCAUCAGGGCAUCCUUACAUAAACUCUAGUCCACGUGUACCAGGCUACAGGAAAUUUCAUGUCAGGACUGAUGGACUCAAAUCCUGAAAAGUUAAAACAAUCAUCCUGUAAAAUCAGUAACUCCAAAGUAAAAGAAUUUACAUGUUUUAAGUAUAUGAAAUAGUUUCCAUUCCAAUGCUUUCCAAAACCCAUAAUUUAAAUGGUUAUAUUGCCUAAUUUUUUUAAGCUCUAGAAGCUAAUUUUUAGUAACAAAAUAGCAAAUUUCUUUAAAAAAUAAGAAUUUUGUUUCCUAUUAGGCUAUGUUUAAAGAAUGACCAUAUUCCCUCCCAUUAAAAUUCUAUUUUGUACAUUCCUUUUAUAAACAAUUACAGUUAACUUCAGAAUCAUUCAUUUCUUCCAUGCUUCCUCCAUAAAGAUUGAUAAGUCUUGGGUGUAAUCUGUAAAAAAGAUAGGUGUGAUUAUUUCAUCAACCUAUCAUUGUUCACCUAUAGAAUAUGGUACAUGAUACCCAAUACAAAUCUACCGAUAGUUAAACAUUGGAAGAGCUGCAAUCUUGUAAAACUGGGGGGGCCUGAUAACUCAGCACCAGUGAUUACUAUAAAUUCCAGGCAUUGUGCCCAUAGAAAGCUCACAGCUAGUGGUGUGCUCCUGCAUACUUUUUACCCAUUGAGGCAUAAUGCUUACCAACAAUGAGUUUGCAUAGUCUUAAACUUGUUUGUGCCAGUUGUUCCUGUUACUUAGACAGUAUGUACAAUUGUGUCUGCAUGAAGUAAGUUGAAUGCUUUGGAAAGACUGGAAAUAUCAAAUGUAAACUGUAAUCCUGCAUUAUCUGUAUAGUUUAGGGAGAAUGAUAAAUUUACAAUGCCAAUAGAGACUCAUAAAUUGUGGUUGAGUCUAUGAAAAUGCUUUGGGUGUAUAUAACAACUGAAUAAGUGUAAAGUUAUUUAUUAAAAUUGUACAUCGGUCUUUUUAUGCUUCCCUUACUAAUCUAAAAAAAAAAUAGUCACGACAAGGAGACUUCCAUUGCACUCAGUUUUGUGUCUACUGGUGGACACUUAAGGCGGGGAAAUAAUUACACUUACUUAACAUGGACCUCUGAUGCGACUUCCACUAAAUCACCAUCUACAUUCCAAGGGAAAUUGUUUUCUGAAGCAGCUGCAUGCCUCCCAGCAUCCUCCUCUAGAUUGGGUGCGCUAUUAGUCCUCGGACGAACUUUAACCUCUUCAACAGUGUAAGUCUCAACAAAUGGAAAAUUGAACUAAAUAAAACAAAUGUAAAUCGUCA
Messenger RNA from Felis catus (domestic cat), 7067 nucleotides. It is a transcript of the gene ITGA4, whose product is annotated as integrin subunit alpha 4. Bases 694 to 3696 code for a protein of 1000 amino acids. The record is from RefSeq and is a predicted model, not a curated record. Gene Ontology annotation, molecular function: integrin binding. Gene Ontology annotation, biological process: cell adhesion mediated by integrin; integrin-mediated signaling pathway; cell-matrix adhesion. Gene Ontology annotation, cellular component: external side of plasma membrane; integrin complex. The transcript is spliced from 27 exons. NCBI's taxonomy places the organism in Eukaryota, Metazoa, Chordata, Mammalia, Carnivora, Felidae.